Diaporthe batatas is the source of this 2313-nucleotide messenger RNA. RefSeq lists its product as uncharacterized. The transcript is spliced from 3 exons. The record is from RefSeq and is a predicted model, not a curated record. The coding region runs from base 387 to 2075 and encodes 562 amino acids. Gene Ontology annotation, biological process: transmembrane transport; carbohydrate transport. Gene Ontology annotation, molecular function: carbohydrate:proton symporter activity. Gene Ontology annotation, cellular component: membrane. Lineage: Eukaryota; Fungi; Ascomycota; Sordariomycetes; Diaporthales; Diaporthaceae.
UUGCAGCAAUACCCCAGGCAAAGCAGGCAAAGCAGGCAAAGCGUGCAGAACAGGCCCGAAUGAAUGAGGGGGAGCACUGCGGCAUAUGCACAUCACCUGACGAUUGUUACCUACCUUGGCCCUAGGGAGGUACGCCGGAGAUUAUCCAUAGGCGCGAACAAGCUCGAGAAUAAGAAGCAGGGGCAUCCCGAGGUGAUCCAGGGCGACCAAAAAAAAUGGCCGAUUUGUAGUUUGCGAACCUGGUCGGUUUUUUCAUGUUGACCAUCGUUAGUUACCUUAGGGUAAAAGAGGGCGAGCACCGCGGCUGCUGAACUCCAGACCAUCUGACUCUGUUGAUUCCCAACAGCACAAGCAGCAGAAGAAGCGAAAGAAAGGCGACGAUCACUAUGGAUCCCACCGCCGAGUCGUCGGCCGACGCCCGCACCAAGCUCGCGUACAAGAACCGAUGGCACACCGUCCUCAGCAACCCCAAGAUCGUGGUGAUCGCGCUAUUCGCCUCCUUCGGCGGCUUCGAGUAUGGGUACCAGCAGGGCGUCCUGGGCCAGUCGCUGGUCAUGCACCGCUUCAAGGACAACUUCCCGUCCGUGGUCGAGUCGUCGAGCGCCACGGGCUGGCUGACGUCCAUCCUCCAGGUCGGCGGUAUCAUCGGGUCCGUCUCGGCUGGCGUGCUUGGUGAGGUGUUCUCGCGGAAGUAUACCAUGUUUAUGGCUUGCCUCUGGGUUAUCCUCGGGAGUUAUCUGUACUGCGGCGCUUCUUACCAUAACCCAGCCAUGCUGUAUGCCGGGCGGUUCUUUACUGGUAUUGGUGUUGGAACAUUCAGUGGUGUCGGACCCCUAUACAACGCAGAGCUGUCUGCCCCCGAGCUCCGUGGAUUCUUGGUAUCAUUCUACCAGUUCGCCACCAUCUUCGGCAUCAUGUUGUCGUUCUGGAUCGGCUACGCCAGCAACAACAUCGGCGGCCAGGGCGACACGCAGACGAACCUGGCCUGGCAGCUGCCGACCAUCAUCCAGGGCAUCCCCGCCGUGUGCCUCGCCCUGGGCAUCUGGUGGCUGCCCUUCUCGCCCCGCUGGCUGAUCAAGCAGGACCGCGACGACGAGGCCAUCGCCACCCUGGCAUACCUGCGCAGCCUGCCCGCCGACAACGAGCUGAUCCAGGUCGAGUACCGCGAGAUCAAGGCUGAGUGCCUGUUCGAGGAGAGGCACUUUGCCAAGUCGUUCCCCACGCUGGCGGCCAAGGAGAAGAAGAGCGUCUGGACGCGCCAGCUGGCUGAGUACUGGAAUAUCAUGAGGUCGUGGGAUAAUGCCAAGCGUGUCGCUACGGCGUGGUUGGUCAUGUUCUUCCAGCAGUGGAGCGGAAUCGACGCCAUCAUCUACUACGCCUCGAACGUCUUCCUCAGCCUGGGCAUGUCCAGCACCACGCAGGCCCUCCUCGCCACGGGCGUCACGGGCGUCGUCUUCAUGGUCUCGACCAUCCCCGCCAUGUUCCUCAUCGACCGCGUAGGCCGCAAGCCCCUGCUGAUCUUCGGCUCGGUGCUCAUGUGGGCGUCGAUGGUCAUCGCGGGCAUCAUCGUCAGCCAGUUCUCGCGCGACUGGACGCACCACGCCGACGCCGGCUGGGUCGCCGUCGCCUUCAUCUGGGUCUACAUCUUCGCCUUCGGCUUCACGUGGGGCCCCGUCAGCUGGACGCUCGUGUCCGAGAUCUUCCCGCUGUCCAUCCGCGCCAAGGGCGCCUCGUUCGGCGCCUCGUCGAACUGGGUUAACAACUUUGCCGUCGCGUUCUUCACGCCGCCUAUGCUUGAGGCCUGGGAGUGGGGCACGUAUAUCUUCUUUGCCGUGUUCCUUGCUAUCGGGAUCGUGUGGGUGUGGUUCUUCAUCCCUGAGACCAAGGGCGCCACGCUCGAGGAGAUGGACCGUGUCUUUAAGAGCCACUCGGGCGAGGAGGACGCCCGGAUGCUGGCUGAGGCUAGGAGGGAUGUUGGGCUGACCCAUGAGUUGGAGGUCACUGCUGAGAAGGCUGUUGUUGCGGAGAAGGAUGUUGGUACGCCUUCGCAUAUGGAGGAGGCCAGCUCUCGCUAGAAUAUGGCGCGGCGAUUCAAAAAGGGGUGGGGUGAGCGCACUAGGAAGAGUCUACGUCGGAGUCUGCGGUGACUUCGAGCGCUUGACUGGCCGGUGUUCGUGACGGGGACCGCAAGCCAUGCCCAUAUAUGCCCUUCGCCCGCUAUGGAUGAGGACAUGCAGGCUGUGGACAUUGCGUUCCAAUUCUUGAAGAUGCCUAGAUACCCAGUAUGAUUUCAGAAUGAGAAGUCACACAUGC